Messenger RNA from Cercopithifilaria johnstoni, 2163 nucleotides. The record is from the annotation of a GenBank genome assembly. Lineage: Eukaryota; Metazoa; Nematoda; Chromadorea; Rhabditida; Onchocercidae.
AUGUCAGAGGAUUCGGAUUUUGAUGAGGAAGCUCACACAAAGCUAUUGAACACUAUCAAUAGCUUGGGCAAUAAUCCAAAAAAAGGGCCAUUGAUUAGAAAGUGUUCGAAGAAGGUGCAAGUUAAAGAACUAGUUGAUUUGAUACGAUCUACAAAAAAUGUUGACGACGUGAAAAAGAAAUUGGUAACGAAGAGGCAAGGGAAGACAGUGGGAAAGGAUGAACCGAGAACUUUGCAAGCUCCAUCUCAUAGACUGGUUCGCGAGAGGAUUGAAAGUUCCAUUGCAUACAGUGAUAUCCGGAAGGAUUUGGAGGAAUGGGCAUCAAUUGUUAAAAAAAAUCGGCUUGCUGAACAGCUAGUAUUCCCACUCACUGAAGACCCACCAGUCCAGCGGACAGCGUCAGAUUUAGUGCUCUUUUUCAAGCCAAGGACAUCGAUGGAAGUAGAAUUAGCCAAGCUAUUGAAAACAUCAAACAAUAAUCUUCGUGAUGGCGAGGAAUAUACGGAAGCUGAGUUAGAAUUAAUAAGGGCAAUGAGUCUGAAAGAGGCAAGAGCAAAGUGGGUUCAGUUGAAGAAAAUGCGAGCUCUAGUGGGUUAUCGAGAAGCAAAACUAAAGCGACAAGCUAAAAUAAAAAGCAAAUCAUAUCAUCGACAUAUGAAACGUCAGAAGAGAAAGCAGAUGAUUAAAGAAUUUGAAGAAAUGAUGGUGAAGAAUCCGGAGGCUGCCAAAGAGAAACUCGAAGAAAUUGAUCGGCAGCGCAUCCUGGAACGAGCGACCUUAAAGCAUCGCAGUGGAAAAGGUGUCCAACAGUUGUCAAGGUACGCGAGUAAAAAUAAGAAUUUCAAAAAAGUAUACGAGGAGCAAAUAAGACUGGGAAGAGAACUGGUCGAAAAACAUGGCCUUGAAAAAGAUUCGGAUUGCGAUUCUGAAACAGAAAGUACAAAUGCAGUAAAACUGACCAGCGCCAAAAUGCUUGAAAAAGCAGCUGAAAUAUUGGAGAGAGAAGAACAUGAUAAAAUGUCCGCCGUGCCAAAGCUGAAGAGGAAGCUUUAUGAAAUGAGAGAACAAGAACGUGAGACUCUUAGAAAAAGCGCAUUGCGGGCCACUGAUAUUAAAUUCAUAUCUCACCGAAGGCAUGAAUUGGAUCCUGAUGCAGCUAAUGAGUCGAGCGUUCGGAAUGAAAAAGUAGAAAUGAAGUGGGGUCCAAAAGAAGCGGUAAGCAGUGAAGAGCAGCCGAACAAAAUGCAACAUCAGCGAAGUAUUUCAGGAAACUCUGGACAGGAUUGUGCUGAAAAGAAAGCUGAUGAACAGUCGAAAAAAGACCGCAAAAUUUUGAAAGAGAAAAAAAGUUGUAAAAAAAUGAAGAACAGAAAAAAAAGUAAAGAUGUUUUAAAAGACGUGGAUAUCGAUCAGUUGUUCGACAAAGCUGAGAAGGAACUCACUGAUUAUGCCUUAAAAAAAUGUGAACUUCUGAAAUUAGACGACGAAAAAAAUAAGCGUAGUCGGGAUCUUAUGCCGUCUGCCGCCGAAUCUGCAGUGAUCCCCAGACAAAAAGAAAAAGAAAUUGCUGCAAAAACAGAAGAAACAGUCACAGAUAUUUCUUUGGAUCCAAGGCAUUUUCUACAGAUUGAAACGAUGGCACUGCCACAGGUCUCGGCGAAUUUUGUUGAGGUUUUGGAAGACACUAAUCAGCAAGUAGAGGAUCAAGAGGAAAUCAUAGCCAAGGCGUUCGAAGAUGUCGAUGUUAUUGGUGAUUUCGAAGCUGAAAAAGAAGCUGCAGAAGCGGCAGAAAAUCCAAAAGAUAUCGAUCUAACACUUCAAGGAUGGGGUUCGUGGACCGGACCAGGGAUAACCAACAGGAAAAAGAACAGAUUUGUAAUCAAAGCGCCGAGAAAAAAGAGAAAAGAUGCUGGGAAAACAGGUUUGAUUAUAUCGGAAGCAGUGGAUCCAUCUAUUGAGAAAAUUCAGCUGAAAUCAAUACCAUUCCCUUAUACAACCGUUGAGGAUUAUGAAACUGUAGUGCGGCAGCCAUUAGGAAAGGAAUGGAAUCCACAACGAGUUCAUAUGAAGCUUAUUCGACCACAGAUUGUAACAAAAGCGGGUAGAAUAAUCAAACCACUGGGUAAGAGCGUAUUGGAGAACGAAUCUGACGAAGAGAAAUAA